This is a messenger RNA of Amyelois transitella, 10066 nucleotides long. It is a transcript of the gene NGR-B4, whose product is annotated as calcitonin gene-related peptide type 1 receptor. The transcript has 14 exons. Gene Ontology annotation, biological process: adenylate cyclase-modulating G protein-coupled receptor signaling pathway; cell surface receptor signaling pathway. Gene Ontology annotation, cellular component: plasma membrane. The record is from RefSeq and is a predicted model, not a curated record. Bases 7127 to 8377 code for a protein of 416 amino acids. NCBI's taxonomy places the organism in Eukaryota, Metazoa, Arthropoda, Insecta, Lepidoptera, Pyralidae. Gene Ontology annotation, molecular function: G protein-coupled peptide receptor activity.
AUUGGAAACACAGUUAAAAUUAAAAGAGAAGUCUAUUAGACGAUUUAGGAAAUACUGCUGUUUGGUAUAAAAAUGUUGAUGUUUUAAAUGCACAUGUUGGCGAAUGGCUGAGCGAAUAUUUUAUUUAAGAGAUUCCCCUACAAUCCGCUUAUCACCUACAACCCGCUAAUGUAUGCAUUUAUAUAUAUUAUACGUUCUUCUGCCACAUCACUUACUUUAUAUUUUUGGUAUUUAAUUCAAAUAAGGAGUGGUCUGCGAAUUUAAAGAUUUAUAUUGAUUUGCACAAAAAUCGUGACCUCAAUAAAGAUGUUAUAUAUAUUCCCCCAAAUUUGCAAAGUAUGUUACGCAAACUCAAACAUGAUCUUUUAUAUGUAGCCGUUUAAUCCACCACAUAUGAAAAUUUAAUUCUUUUUUUUCUAGUUCAGAUUAAACAAAUAUUACCAUUUAAAACAAAAACAAUACAAAUCCUAAACACAAAAAGGAAAGGUACCUCGUGGUGAUAAGAACAAAAUACGCCACUCCGCGCUCAUUACAGUUUGUUCAGGAUCAAAAACAGAGUUUGUACUUAUAAAUAAACCUGAUAUCGUUUUUCCAUUACGCUGAUUUAAAUAUAAUAACUAAAUAAAUAGGCUUACAAAAUAAAAUAAACAUUAAUGGGUUUUCAAUCAACCUGCAAUUAUAAAAGCUAAUAGACGGAAAGAAAUUAGUUACAUUACAUUAUGUUUAGUUUUGAUAUUUAACAUAUAUAUGAAACUAUCAAGCCACUAAAAUUAAAAUAGGGCAGUAUUUUUUUUUCAUGUACGUAUGUAUUAUGUUUUAUAUGAAUUGUUGCUGGCUGGUUUUUUGUUCAAAAAAGAACACGAGCCUUUUGUAAAAAAUAAAACCAUCUAGAGCAAACCGCGAAAAGCUAUUGCGGCGCGCUCUGUAGUCGUACCUACAGGAAUUUUUGUGAUGUUUAGACCUUUGUGGUUUUAGUUCCAUAUGGUCGCUCCCAAUCCACCAGACUUUAAAACAGGAUAAUUUUAGAUUUAGGUAACUAAAUUUCCCCAUGUUACCCGUACGAGAAAAGCUUAAAUAGAAACAUGAUGUAAUAUUUACUCUAAAACACACAACAGGAGAAGGCAGAACCUACAUCUUUUCACUUACUGCAAUCUCUGCAUACUUCUUUCGCUUUAUUCAUAACUCUUUUCAUGCAAUCUCGAUGGUUUCGGAUAGCUUCUGUUAGCUUAACUAUCCGCCGUUUUUUUAAAGAAGACAAACAAUUCUAAUAUGACACUAAUCUAGAGCUUUCUUUGUACUUGCCGUGCUUUGUAAAUAGACCUUCAAAGAUUUAACACGGUAAAUAAGAACAAACACGAAACCGACUUGUUACGACAAAAGAAAAUUAAAAUGAAUGAGGAAGCGUUAUACCUACUUAGAGCCAUAAAAGACGUUUGAGCGGCUUCCCAUCUGACCCCAACUUGACUUUUUGUAUACGAAAAUUAAAACAUUUAGUAGCUUUAGAAAAAAAAUAUUGUUAUACGACCUCAUUGAUUUUGAUGAAUUAUAUCAAACUUAUCUAUUUAUAUAUUUACGUACAUCAAGGAAAAAAUAAAAAGAACUUUAACUUAAGAAAAAUUCAGUACAAGGGCACUACUUAUUUCUAAAGAAAAUUCUUCCAGUAGGCCCGACUAGCAUUUGCCUGCGACUUCGCUUGCACAUUGUGACACACACCGAACGUUACAGUUAUAUAACAUAUUAAAGAUUCUUGGUGGUCAUGGCUAGGGCAUAAAUUAUGAAGUCUCUACCUACCUUAUCCAGGAGAGAUAGAUAUAAUGAGACAUUAAAAAUCCUAAUAAAACUCGUUCCACCAAAUCCAGUCCCAGUUGUUCUUGAAUAAAAUGAGAUUUCCUGCCGUAACUUCAAUAAUACAAUUACCUACCCGGCUUUAUUCCCAAUAGUCUACAAAACAAAACGUUAGAAUUUUGAUUGUAUUUUUUCCUUAUCUUUUUCCAGACUUAUCAUAUCAGCCAUUUUGCUAGUUCUUUUUUAUACACUUAUAAAUAUAUGAAUCACCUUAAAUCUAAUUUAAAUAACCAUGAAUCUUGUUACAAUUUACACCUACAGUACUUACUCGUGACUAGCAUUUUCCACAAAUCUUUCUAAAUAAUGAUAUUGAGAAAUAUUUGUGACGUGUGUGAACACGUCUCAUUCUCAUGUUAAUAUGUUUUAUACAUUAUCCUAUAAGGUCGUUGAUGCAAGGCCAGGCUCACGGAUUUAAUGUGAAAUUAGAUGAUUAGGGGAGUUUCAGGAAAGGGAGAGAAAUCUCGUGCCCACUUAGAGGUUUGGGUAGACAGAUUGGGUAAUUUAUUUUUGCUUUUAUAUUUUAACAUUUGCGCGCGAACUUUUCGAUAUAAUAAACUGGAGUGCGCCCGCGGCUAGGCGCGCGCAACGAGAACUUAUGUAUAGUAUGUUAAAUUUCAUGGAGAUCGAUUUAUGGGUUUUGUCGUGAAAGACACACAAAAAAACACAUAUAAUGUUUAUGGUAUAAAAGUACGCUACGAACCAACCGUACAUUUUGAUAUGACAUAAUUUCGAUGUUUAGAAAAAAAAAAAACGAUACAAAUUUUGAAUAGUGACAAACAGCAAGUCGCAAUUUAGAAGACGGUGGGAAGCAAAUGACUUAUACGUUAAUUUAUCAACAAACAAAAAUACUAAUAUCUACGAGUGAAAGCAUAAGGAAAACUCAUAAUAAAACCUGUCCGCAUGUGAUGAUCGAUUCAUCAACAUAAACUAAGAAAUAAACAAACUUGUUACAAAUAUGCCUAUGUUUAUUAUAUACAUCAAGCAUAUCGCCUUUACACAUAAAUCUAGCUAGACCGUGGAGGUGUAUGAUUUUACAUGCCCAUAUAAGUUGCAAAAUGCUUACCAAUAGACAUAUUUUGAUAUACGGUAUGGAGGGAAAACAUCGAGAGAAAACCUGCACAUUCAGGCAACUGAGUGUGCAAACAUAUGAUCUAAUACUGGUUAGGUUCCGCAGCAAAAAGGUUACGGAGGUCAAAUGGGAGUCGCUUCGUGUAAAAGCCUGACUCUCACAAUCCGGGAUCAAUGGUCAAGGGCUUAUCCCUGGCUCUUCUCCAGAGUGGUGAGGAUACAACCGGAACUAAAGCCAGUAAGAAGAAGAAGACAUAUGGUACCUUUUGUAACAGACCCAACAAACUGCAUCCACCCCACCCUGUUUUCUGCUUGUUUGAAGGUACCAGGGAGUCCAGUUAUCCCAUCCACCGUAUCGGGCUAGGUGAUCGGCCUUCAGGUUUUUUGUCUAUUUUACCCACCACUAAUAGUUUGCCAAGGGAUGUGGCCCAAGUAGGUGAGAACUUGCUGGUGGAGAAUCUGAUUUAAAUUUUUGAUUGGUCACUUAGAUGUAUCGGGCGUCAAGUAUUUUUCUGGCGGUAUCUAGCUAAUACUAUGUCUUUAACAUUGAUAAAUAUUUUAGUAUCAGUACCAAAUAAGAGUAAUUAGCCAAGCCCUGCUUUCACAGCAUGCGUAGGUGUAAACCUCAACAAUCAUCACUGUGAUUUAUUAAACAGAUAAUAGAAAUAACAGAAAACAGUGUGACCAAAUAUCUCUUAUACUAUAAUUUUCAUAGUUAUCGAUCUUUUGCUGUUGUGUCUUCACACCUACCUAAGUGACCUAAGUAAUAGAAAUAAUGUUAAAAUUCAAAUUUAUUUUUCAUAAUAUGAGUACAACCAGUUGUUAAACUUAUAUAACAGAUCAUCAUAUAAACCCUUUCGGAUAUUGCAAUCAUUAUAAAGAAGUCUAGGCAUACUACUCGUAUGAAACUAAAUUAUACCUAUAGUUAUUAUAUUAUGUUAAUAUGCAAUAAUUCCUUUUAUCUCAAAUAUACAUAUCGUCUAAUUCAAAAGGAGAUGUUUUGAACUUACUUUAAGCUAAAUCACUGAACGUAAUUAUAGGUUAUUAUUGUUCGUACCUCACGUACCUGUAUCACUAUUUCAUUUAUCAUUUAUUUUAUAGAUAGGUAAUGUUGGUGUAGUAGUUCGAAUCAUUAUUUUAGUUCUUUUUCCAAUAAGGAAUAACCGUCACCACACCCUGUACAGUUUAUUCAAAAGUUUGAUGUUUGGCAAAUAAAACCCACCCACUUAUUUAUACAACCCCCUGGCUUUCUUGGCUCGUAGCAUUUCGUGGAUGUUUAAUUAAACGUGAACAAUGUUAUGAGAACAGUUGUAGCAAUUAUUAAUAAAGAGUUUUCAUUAACUCCAUUUGGGAGGGCAGUUAAUUAGUUUAGAAAGUAAUAGUUUCUUGAAAGUUCCUUUUUCAUGAGAGUCAAGUAUUAGUUCCGUGCUCUAUCUUUGCCAAUCACAAUGCUCUACGGAGUGAAUCACGGACGCUAGUAAAAUAUUUUUGAUAGAAAAAAUAAUACAUAUGCCUUGUCAAAGUUUGUAAAUAAAUUUAGCUUUAAAACUCUGUCUCACUAUAAGAGAUGUGUGUACUUUAUAUAUGAUUUGCUUAUGCUUUAAUGUGCAGGUCAUCUCCUUACACAAUCACAAAAAAACAUCUUAAUAUUUAACUAGCUUUCGCCAGCUACUACGCCCGCCUAUUCCAUACUAUGUUGGUAUGUAAAAUUCAUGGAUAUCCAUUCAGUGGUUUCACUCUUAAGAGCUAACAAAAAAACUUACUUUCAUAUUUAUAAUAAUAGUUGGCAUACCUACGAGCUGUGGAACGGUAAGAGAACACUCGUACUAAAUGCUCUUUGUGACGCCAUGAUGAUAGUGUCACAAAUAAAUUAUAUUUAUAACACCUUAAAAAUAUUAGAUAUAUCGAUCUUUAAAAAUAUAAACGAUUUCUUACAAAAAAUUGCAUUUACCUAAUUUACUUAUCUUACCUCUUUGUACCUAUUGCAUACGUUUGUUACAUUUGAUAGUUCUGUGAAAAGCUUGCUUCCUACUAAUCCAGGCUUAAACUACAAACUCUACUUGACCGUUUUCCACAACAAGUACCGACAUUUGAAAAGUAAAUUCAUGAUAAAUUACAUUUUUAUUCCUUGAUCUUUCUUAUAUUUAUACAAUUGCUCUAAUAAGAAACUGUAUAACUGCCUCAUAGCAAUUGGAAUAAUAGAAUUCUACAUGUGUAAUGUACUUGCACUCAGAACUCCAUGAACUUAACAUUCUUGGAUGUUGUUUUCAACGAGUGAACUAUUUUAAGGUAAAAUCCGAGAAUUCGACUGGGAAUACUGCAUAAUGAGAGAAAGAGAUAAACUUAAAAAGCUUAAAAUGCUAAAUACUUGUACCCUGAGGGUAAAGAAUUAAUUUAUUUUUCUGAUUACUAAUUCUGUCUGCAUGCUUAAUAUUUGCCUUUUAUUAUUUUGCUAAAACAAGACAAGUAUUGUCAACAAGCACUGGCGGCUACUCCUACAUGUCUAUAUCUUAUUGCGAACAAUAUUUUUUUUCCUUUAUUUGUAUGUGUUGACGGCAUUAGCACAUUUAUCCUGCUUUCCCCAAGCUUUUGCAGUCCAUUUUAUUAUCUUCGGGGCCUAGGGGAUAUUGCGGUAUAUCUAUUCUUACAAUAUUUAGUUGUGAUUUAUUUGACUUUCUCCUCGGGAAUCUUUACUUGUGAUAAUAUGUUACAAAAAGUAGGAAAUAUGUUUUUAUUUACUCUUUAUGAGAAAGAGUGCUGAGUAAUUUGGUAUAAAUUACACGAUUUACAUCUAGGUGAACCAGAGGUACAACAAGUCAACUGUGGAACACCUAGGGCACCCACUUUGGUGUACGGGUCAGAAAAGGUUUUAUAUAAUGUGGCGGUAUACGAAUGUAACUUAAAAAUAAAUAUUAAUAUAAAAGUAACAUACAUACAUACCUAUUUUACUGUCAAAAAAUUCCUACGUUGGCUUUUAUCAAACUCUAGACACAUAUCUAUACUAAUAUUAUAAACUUGAUAAGUUUGUUUGUUUGUUUGUUUGAACGCGCUAAUCUCAGGAACUACUGGUUCGAAUUGAAAAAAUCUUUUUGUGUUGAAUAGACCAUUUAUCGAGGAAGGCUUUAAGCUAUAUAACAUCACGCUGCAACUAUUAGGAGCGAAGAAUAAUGGAAAAUUUGAAAAAAACGGCGGAAAUUAUCUAUCCUUGAAGGCUUCAAUGAUGCCCAAAAUAACUAUUCCACGUGGACGAAGUCGCGGGCACAGCUAGUAUAUAAAUAAUAUUUUUUAAUAACGUAAACAAGUUCAACAAUAUGUUCCCCAAGUUAAACCCAUCGAUCGUUGGGAAAAUAUUGCUAUUAAAUGCGGAAUUGCUUCAACCUUUGAAAUAUUUCGAUAUGGUUGUAAUUACCAUAACUUUCUCAAAUUUAUCUUUAUGUAGACGAUCUGCCAAUUUUAAGGCGAAAUGAACUGAAGCCAAUUGACAGUUGAUGUAAUACCAGAAAAUAUAAAUGACGGUUCGGUUAUUUUAGUGAGGUUCCCUAAGAAAAAAGUAUUAUUAACUAUGUAGGAAAAGUUAUCGGCCACUAUAGUCCGACUGAAUUUAAAGUAUCUUAUCUAAGAAAGAAGACAGGCUGUUUGUAGACGUUUGUUUUCCCUAAUGUUGACGAUAUUCAUACUGUUUAUAUAACUCAUGUUGAAAUGAUUCUUCCUGAACCUAAGCCUCCAACACUUUGUACUUCUAGAAUAUGAAAACUUUUCACCUUUUCAGUAAAUUUUUCUAAUUUUACUGUUCAAUAGUUUUUAUUAUCUUGUUAAUUAACAACUUUUUGCAGUGCUAAUCAGCACCAAAGAUUAAAAAUUUGUUUCUAAAUUUAAGAUAACUAAUUUUCGUAGAAAAUGAAAAGACGUUUUUAGUCAAACGUCCUUUCAUAUUUGCUAGUGUAACUAAAAAUGCACUACAAAAUGAGAAAUUAUCAAUUCGGGAUUUUAUGCAAUUCGACAAAGAGUCACGAAGGAAGUGGUAUUAUGUUUGCGACGGGGACAAUAAUGCAUACAAUGUGGGCAAAAACCAACUGAAGUGAACUUAAUUAUUUUGACAAAUUAUCUGAUUCCGGAUUUUUCUGUUGUCUUUUCUGAAUCUAAAAUAAAAGAUAUAGUGUCUGCAAAAAUCAAUUAUGUUUUAAUAAAUUGUUUGUAUAAAUUAGUGAUUAAUAUGCAAAAUUCAACUCGUAUUUUGGACUUGUCUACGGACCCUAAGUUGCAACUGUUGAACAGACUUAUAAAGGAGUGCUUCAAAGAGAAUGUUACUCACAACAGGCUACUAACUUCAAAACUCCCUAAGGACAUUUUAGAGGAUGUCCCGCCGUGCCCGCGGACGUUCGACGGAUUCACUUGCUGGGACGAGACGCCGGCCGCCACUACUGUGUUUCAGCCUUGCCCGGAAUUCGUCGUCGGGUUCGACCCCCGUCGAUUUGCUUAUAAAAUAUGCACCGAGAACGGAACCUGGUUCACUCACCCGGAGGCCGCCUCGCCGUGGACGAACUACACCACGUGUGUGGACAUGGAGGACUUGAAUUUCCGGAACACAGUGAACAACAUCUACAUAGCAGGAUACUCAGUUUCCGUCGCAGCCUUGUUACUCUCUAUUAUCAUAUUUGUAUACUUUAGGACACUGCAAUGUACACGCAUUCGCAUUCACAUUCAUCUGUUUACGUCGUUCGCGCUCAACAACGUCCUGUGGAUAGUCUGGUACAAAGCCGUCGUCAACAGGGUCAACGUGGUCCAGAACAAUGAGGAAUGGUGUCAAAUACUGCACAUCAUCACGAACUACUUCAUGGUGACCAGCUACAUCUGGAUGUUUUGCGAAGGGCUCCAUCUUCACAUUGCCCUCGUUGUUGUAUUCGUAAAAGACGAGGUGGCUAUGCGAUGGUUCGUCUGCCUGGGCUGGGGGCUGUCUCUCAUCAUCGUGGCAGUUUACGCGAUAGUCCGCUACAACACGCCUGGCGCCACUGAGCGGUGCUGGAUGGACCAAAGUGAUGCUUUCUGGAUCAUUACCGUGCCGGUUGUCAUUUCUCUAGUGGCCUCCUUCGUGUUUCUUAUCAACGUGGUCCGUGUUCUACUCACCAAGCUGCAUCCUGCUCCCAAUCACCACACUUCUUUAGCUGCAAGGAAAGCGACAAGAGCAGCCCUUAUUCUUAUUCCUUUGUUUGGGCUACACUUCAUAUUGAUUCCGUUGCGGCCGUCGCCGGACACACCCGGGGAAAAAACCUAUCAAGUUGUAUCAGCUCUUCUUACUAGCCUACAGGGUCUUUGUGUAGCCGUCCUUUUCUGCUUCACCAACCACGACGUGAUGAUAGCCACUAGGACGCUGCUCACCAGGAUCCUGAGAACCAAUGACGCCAUUGCUUUAACAGGAAUCACAGGAGGCGAAAGUCUAAUGAAUACAAGAGAAAACAUAGUAUAAAUAUUAUUUACCGCAAUUUGUGCUUAUUAUAAAGGCUGUUUUUUAAGCACGCUUUUUAAAUUAUACGUAUGCAUAGCAUAUUUGCAUUUUAUACUCGUAUGUAUAAAAAAUGUAUAAGCGAAGUAUUAAAAAUAUAGGUAGUAUAUCCAUUUUAAUUAAUUUAGAAUAAAUAUAGGUUUGUCAAUUAAAUCUUAAAAAUAAUGUUAAAUUUUCAUGAUUUCAACUAAUGAACGGUAGAUAACUAAAACCGCUGAAGGUAUUGUUUUAUUUUUAAAUUACCCACCGAUUGAUGAUAUUGUGUACUACUAUUUUUAUUGUUUUCCUUAGCUAAGUUUCACUGUUGCCCAGAACUUACCAAUUUAAAUACAUUAUUAGAUUUAUAAGAAUAAAUCUUAUUACAUUUUAUUGUUAAAUACGUGUUGUAUUUUAUUAGCAAAUUUUAUACGUAAUAAACAAAAAUCAAUUGUAAAUAUAAGACAAAAAUCUACAUAUUAAUACUAUAAAUAUUACAACUUACAUUAUUUGAGAAUAACUUCUAAAAAGCUCUAACAUACUUUCUUUUCAAGUCAAACCUUCUGUCAUAUGAAAUCUCUCCCUCUUUUUUAUGGCAUGCAUUAAAAGAUCACAAAUUUAUUUAUAGCAAAAUUUUAUAAUCUAACAAUGUCAUCAAUGAUAACAACUUUCCUUUUAUAUUUUAUUUAAUAAUCGACAAAUAACAAUUUUAUCUCAGAAAAUAUAAAACUACAUACUAGCGACUUAUUACUCUAGAAGAAGCACUAAUGAAAUACUGAAUUUGUACUUUUGUAAAAUAGCAUGAAUAAUGAGUCGUAGCCAAGAGAAAACGUCGUUUAUAACAAAAUUAGUCUUUGAAUUAACCAUAGACUAAUUAUUAUAAGAGUUAAUUAAUUAUCACCAGUACGGAAUAUAUCAUUAAUUUUAGAUUUACAUUUACUUAAAUCACUCUAUAGCUCUUAGAUAGCGUUGAUAAGUAAAUAGUAUUAAACAAUUCGUAAUAACUUAAUCCGUUGAUCUUGUUCUGAUGGCUAGUAAAUGAUAUUACAAAUUAGAAAAUUAUUAAUACGUGCUGGUUGUUUCUAAUACAAUUGUUGGUUUAAGUUUCCUGCUUUUCAAUUCUAAAUGGUAAAUAAAAGUUAUUUUACUUUCACAGACAGACAUUAUUCAAUUGUUCAAUAGAUAGCGCUGUCUAUCCGCUCAAUUUACUCUUUAGGUAUUUAUUAUAUUAGUAAUAAAUCACCUAUAUUUAAACCAAUAAAACUGUGGUUUUAUAGUAAAGAAAAAACCUAGGUCUAUUGCCCAUGCAGAUUGUAAAAGUCGGUCAAAGGAAAGGUUAAUAAAUAUGAGGUUCUUUUAGGCGAUGGACUUUCUACCUGUCACUAUUUGAUUUUCUCUUUUCUCUGUCAUCCUCGUAAAGUGAUGUGAUUGUAUGUAUGUAAAUAUUAAUGAAAUAGAAAUAAUUUAAUAGAAAGAUUAUUUUUACAGUUUAUAUUAAAAAUACAAAGACACUUUAAAUUUUCUCUUAAAUAAUUAUACUUAUAAGUUUAUAGAAAGGGUACUUAUAAAUUAAUUAAAAUAUAACACAAUCAACUACAUUCUCAUUACUUUAUCAGUCAUUGAUCGAUAUAAAAGUGAAUUCCCUAGAUAAUGUGUCAGUCAGUUGAUCGAUUGACA